Populus nigra (black poplar) is the source of this 2452-nucleotide messenger RNA. RefSeq lists its product as uncharacterized. Gene Ontology annotation, biological process: regulation of asymmetric cell division. The coding region runs from base 1174 to 2292 and encodes 372 amino acids. The record is from RefSeq and is a predicted model, not a curated record. The transcript is spliced from 8 exons. Lineage: Eukaryota; Viridiplantae; Streptophyta; Magnoliopsida; Malpighiales; Salicaceae.
GUGCUUGAAUCAAUUUUUAUUAUUCUUUUAAUGACAGAAAAGUUAGGUCCACCCUUCCAAAUUUAUCCAAGGCAGGCCAUUAUAUUAUAUACAAAUAUCUUUUCAUGGUCUGUUUCCAGAGCUGAUAGAGGGUGACAUUUGCGAUGCAGUAGCUCGUGCACACAACAGAAAAAAAAACAGCAAGAACAGGACAAUCAUAAUAUUUUUUUCUGGCAGUCAAAGGUGCAUACCUUAGUUUAAACACGACAGGUUCAGGAAUUAUUGACACAGAUCAGCGCAUCGAUAUUCUUAUAAGAUAAAAUUAACAUGGGUGUCUUGGUCCAGGAAGAUUGUGAUUGGCUAGUUUCAUGCUGAAUUCAUGAGUUCUUGUUAGUUAAAAAAUCUUGAAAAACCUCUUGUGGUAUAUUAAAUCACAAACAUCUUGUGCUGGGUUGUCAUGCUUAUUGCAUUCCUUCAUUGUUGUGCCAAAGAAAGAUUUUUUUUUAUUCCAAUACUUACCCUCCAUGACUUGAUGCUUCUCUUCUCUGAAGCUUUGGGGGGCAUUUAAUUAUUUCCUUGCUUUCCCUUUUGGCUUCAGAGGCAGGAUAACAUUUAUUUGUAAUAAUGAGUUUGCCUGUUGCUGAUUCAUUGUGGUUUGUUGUUAUCUUCGGUUGCAAGGGCUUGCAUUUCUCAAGGCUUGCUUGCCAGAGAGAGGAUACGGAAAGACGUUGAACUUUUAGCCUUGUAGGCAUUGAAAGAAAUGACUCUUUAUAGAGAGAUGUAACUGACUAAUUACUUUGGAGACAGAUCUAAUGCCCUUUUUUAGGGAGCAUUGCAUGCACAGAACAAUGUGUUUUUGCUGAAGCAUACCACCAGCACUAGUUGAAAUUUUCUACUUUACAUUGGGUAUUGUUUGACAGCGGCCUCAGUUUGCUUGCAUUUGGCCUCAUUUUCCUUUUCUACCAUGACUGGAUUUAUAGUUUAUAAAGGGGAAUGAUGAUAUGUGCUCUAUCUCUGAAAUUUAUCGCGUGGAAGAAGCAUCAAGCACAAGUCGACCGAGCAUCUAGUUACUAGUCCUUCAAUCAUUUCUGCACCAAUUUUUCUUUCUUCUAGCAUCAUUUCAAAUUAUCCAGGACUUCUUAAGGAGGCAGAUUGCGCAACUGCAAAAACACUCAAUUCCUAAGAGGAUUAGACAUGGAGUAUGUUGAUGAAAGACAAGCCGGUGAAUCCACGUGUGGGUGUUCAACCAUGGCCAGUAAGCCUCAUUACAAGUCUUUCAAAUUCAUCGACAACUCUCGGGAGUUAAGAGGAUUGGAAGGGGAUAAGGGUACUGCUUUAGAACUACAUAGACAGAAGGGAGAGGCAGUGGCCAGAAACCAACCAGGAGUAGAUGCCUUUAUGGCUUGGGUGAAUCCUGUACAUGGAACAGAAUAUCCAACCAGCCUCAGUGAAUUGGAAGAAAGUAGAGGAAGAAGGAAGAUUUAUAUUAAAAGCAAUGUGAUGGAUUCUGACAUGCCAGAGAUGGUUGCCUUUUUUCAAGACAGCAAUUAUCAUUUUGUGAAGGACAUUUUCAUGGAUGGAGAAGUUUACUGCAAGGAUAUCUGUUCCGUUGAAAAUUGCCAAUUAGACCACAAUAGUAUCUCUUCCAUACUUAACUUUAAUGUAGAAAGUUGCAGUGCAUCAACCGUUGGAACUCAGGAUUCAGUUCCAUCCAUUUCAAAUGACUCCGAAUAUGUGGAAGAUGUUGACUGCCAUAAUCUUUUGAUCAAUCAACAUGGUUCCAGAAUGUCGAUGAAAGAUUUUGAUGGACAAGAAUAUGUUUUGGUAGAAAAGAACGUACAUGGAUCUCAUAUGGUUAAAAAGGUUCCAAGUAAGGAAGCAAUACUGUCAAGCUCCAUUGUAUUAUACACAACUGAAGAAGUUUAUUAUGACUGCCCUACGAGUGCAGCCACUUUCAGAAAUGAGGUGGACGACACAAUAAGCAAAACAGAGGCAGAUUUUGAACAGGUCGUUGAAACUGAAAGUAUGUCCAAACCCGAAGAUGGGAUGUCAGGAACCUUAACAAGUUCAAGUCGAAGUUUGGGUGAUGAGAAUGUUCAAGGAGAGUCGAGUUUCUUUGCAGUUGAUCCCCCUCCAGGCCUGACCUACUCAGAAGGUCCUAUAUAUUGUGGAAGUGUCAGCUCGCAUUCGUUUGCUUUUCCCAUAUUGCCCUCAGAAUGGGACGGCAGUCCUGAAAGAAUGGCAAGCACUGACAAAGUACAAUUUCGAAGGCAUCAGCGUAGGAGAAUGCGUUUUCUUUGCUGCAAAUUCUGAGUGACAUAAAUUUCACUGUUCUGUUAUUUUGCUGUUAUUGUAUAUUUCAUGAUGUGCUUCCUUGAUUUACAGAAUCCAUGAUGUAGACAUUAAUGACUUACACCAUCACGAUACCAGUAAUUAUUUUUCCGUGGAGCAGAUAUAAACUGUUUUGUCAGCA